AUGGUCGGUGAUACGCGACAAUUUGCCCCCGACUCACGAGUCAGGAAGGCUCCAAACCGUCAGUCGCGGUCCUGUAAAGUCUGCCGGCUCCGGAAAGUCAAGUGUGACCGAGUCAAGCCCUGCCACGCGUGCUGUGCUCAUGGCUACCCGUCUAAAUGCGUCUAUGAGCAUGUCCCCGACGAAGAAGCCCGCCCCAUCAGCCAAGCAGAGGAAAUCCGGAACCUACGGGCGGAGAUCCGCGACCUGAGAGGAACAGUAGACGAUAAACAGAAUGGAUCUAGGGCUGAUGAUCUCCAGCGCCUGGGCCAGCUCGAGAACUUAUUCGAGUCUAUUCGCUCAGCACCUAGCUCUAUAGUCGAUAAUCUCGUUCGGGAUAUUCGGACCGCACAUGUCGGCUUUAAGAAGAAUUUGGUUCCUGUAGGACCAUGGGAAGGCAGGGAAGCGUAUGAAUCCUACGAUUAUCCUUCGCGCCCUUCGUUGACUCUGCCUGUUCGGAAUCGCCUAUUAAUAAAUUCCCCGGGUGAAGACUUUAAUAAUUUCCAAGUUGAGGAUGAUGAUGACAGCGACUUCGAGCGCAUGUCGAUGAGUAGUGGCUCCGACUCGUCUGGCACGAUCUCGAUUAUGAGUAUGCAAAGUCCCGCGGCCGAUGUAUUUGUCGAAAGAUUUGUAGAUGCAUUUAGCCCAGAAGUGGACAUGAAAUCCGGGACAGCGGGUGCACUACGAGCUGCUGCCGGGAUUCGAAUGUUCUCACCACUCAUCACAGACGCCUUCGAGGCUGUUUCGGUGGCAUUUUUUGGUCGUUCUGUGCAGAACAAGCAUAUUGAGGCAUCCGGGUUCCGACUUUACCCCCGCGUGUUACGUUCAUUGCAGGAUGCGUUGGUGGACCCCGAAAAAUGCAAAGCAGAGUCCACACUGGUGACUGUGAUUCUCUUGCUGGCUUUCGAGAGCGUUGAACGCACUACUCAGAGCGGUGUCUCGGCUCACGUCCGAGGAGCAAUGCGCUUGAUCGAACAUCGUGGACCAGAAAAUCACAUAUAUGGUGUUGAACAUCUCUUGUUUGCAGAACUCCGUCCAUAUUGGAUUGGCGGCGCUCUGGCAGCUCGACAACCCUCAUUCCUGGCCCGUGAAGAGUGGAAGACCAUUCCAUGGUCGGCAGGCACGACCCAAAAAGAUAUUUUACAUCAUCUGCUUGACCUGGCCACCGAGAUUCCUGGUUUACUAGCGAAAUCCGAUGCCUUCAAAGAAGCACAAAUCACAUCUUUCAUGGGCGCACAAGAGAUGGCUGUCAAACAGUCUACACUUUGGAACGGAAUACGCGAGCUUACAGCCCGUUUCUAUCAAUGGUACGUAGACUAUGUUGUCGCAUACCCUGACGGGCCACCGCAGGAAGCCGAACAACACGGCGACCAGGGGUUCCCCAUUUUUCAACGCAGGGACCUCCGCACCGGGGCUACUUUCACCCCAACAAGGUUCACAUAUCCAACCCUGCUACUCGCACAGACCAUGUGUCUCUACUACGCCGUGCGAUUAAUUCUGUCCUCGAUCGACUCUCGGCCGGAGGAUCGUGUCACGCCAAUGGAACAGUACGACUUGGCCUGCGGGAUCUGCCGCUCGUUGGAAUUUUAUAUCCUCACUGCACCAGGCAACAUGAUCAAUCGUCUUGCAUUCCCCACUCGGGUAGCGUGGGAAGCAUUCCCAGAUGGAGGCCCAGAGCGCCGUUUCAUGGUUGAAGUGCUGCGAUUAGUUGAGAAGCGGCAUUCCCUUGGGCUCUGGGGCAGUGCCAUGCCUGAGUUAUCUACAAAAGGAGACUCCCCACUGAAUACAGGUAGCUCGUAG
Molecule: messenger RNA, 1836 nt
Organism: Penicillium vulpinum
Lineage: Eukaryota; Fungi; Ascomycota; Eurotiomycetes; Eurotiales; Aspergillaceae
Product: Zn(II)2Cys6 transcription factor domain-containing protein
Exons: 6
Coding region: 1-1836 (611 amino acids)
Biological process (GO): regulation of DNA-templated transcription
Molecular function (GO): zinc ion binding; DNA-binding transcription factor activity, RNA polymerase II-specific
Source: RefSeq, a predicted model, not a curated record